AUGAGCAGCGAUGAGCUUUGUGACCAGCGCGGUCCAAAGACCUUGGACGACCUUCCUCCCCUACCCGAGCCGAAGCGAGUUGAACAACGUCGCCAGGAACGCACGGGUGGCGUCAUUGUGUUGGGAACUUGUGCGGUUCUCAUCGCUGUGACGGUGACCGCUUCAGAGAAUUUCCCAGGAGCUUCCAAGUGGACUUGUCGGAGUUUCAUUCUUGUGCAAGCCUUGCUAGCAACCCAAUUUUGGUUGGUGCUGCUACUUGGGAAUCCAGGGGUCGUGAAUCGAUCCCCUGAAGCUUGCUUUCCUGUCCCACAUCAUGUCCUGUCUGGGAAUGUCGCGGAGAACGUAAGAGACGGCCGCCGAAGCUUUUGCGUGCGAUGCUUCGUGUGGAGGGAUCUUGACCAGGGCGACAAGGACGUCGCAGCUCCUGGCAGCUGGAGCAGCUGGAGUAUGAGCUGCUGGAGUUCGAGGCUCUACAAGUUUGCCAAGCUACCAAAAACUGCCCAUCACUGCCAGAUUUGCCAGCGAUGUGUGAUGUACUUCGACCACCAUUGUUCUGUUCUUGGCCGUUGCGUUGGUUCAGGCAACCUUGCCAGCUUCUGCGGUCUUAUUUCCAUGGGCAUGCUUGGAAGCUUUACUGCCGCAAUUUCCAUAGGAAUAGCCGUCCUGAUUUCGUGGGAUGACGUGCGCAGACAACCUUGGAUCCUCGUGUCAGUCAGCAUCUUCUUCCUUUUCUGCUGCUGCCAACGACCAAUGCUGUACUGUCUGCGCAAACUGCAGUGCUGCUGCGGCAGCCUGUGCUUGAGACAAGCCCAUGAUGCGACACCUGUUGCGUUCGGCGCCAUGUGA
This is a messenger RNA of Symbiodinium natans, 846 nucleotides long. Lineage: Eukaryota; Dinophyceae; Suessiales; Symbiodiniaceae. The record is from the annotation of a GenBank genome assembly.